AUGGACCCUCCCAAUCCAUUCCCGAUUCUCCGUCUCCCAUUUGUUCCAAUUCAAGAAGUAUUCAAAGCGAUGGAUCCAUUCGAUAUAAUCAACUUCUCAAUGAUUUCCAAACGAUCAAAAGGAAUAACAAAGCAGAUGACCUUCUAUUCAAAAUAUUCAAUUCAACUUAGUAUCGGUGAAGAACUAGAAGUCACAAUUACGGGGCCUAAAUAUAUGACACAAUGCUAUUACAUUUUCACAUCAAAGGAAGAAAUGAGUGGAAAAGUUGAGGACAAUGCUUUUCAAGGUUGGAAUGAGAUAUUAGUAUGGAAAUACUCAAACAAUCUAGUGGAAGAUUGGAAGCAGUUAAGCAAAUAUGUAUUGGAAAUAUUCAAAAAGCAGACAAUCGACCUUUUCUCAAUGAUGUUGGAUACAUUCAAAGAUCAUAACGUUUCGAUUAUUGAUUUUGUAAAAUCUAAUGCGAAAUCAGUAGACGAUUGCCAUAUGUUUCAGGCGGAAGAUAAAAAUAACGUAGAUGAACACGCCGCAUAUGUCCUAGAGAAUAUGAAAAUUACUUUUGAGUUAUUGCUUUGUUUACACAUCAAAAGCGAUGAUUUCAUUUCGAAAAUUCCGAAAGAUCUAAAAAAAUUUACUAUCCUCGAGUCGCAAUGGGUUCGAUAUGAGAGAUUGCUGGAAAUAGAUUGUAAAAGUGUGGUCCUAGAAGAUGAUCAAAUCUCAGAUGAAGAAUGGAAUUUGUUCAUCAAGAAAUGGAUAGAAAUGGAAACAAAUCAGAACCUGAAAUACUUGGAAAUCGAUCAUAAAGAACUAGAUGUAUUCAGAGAUCGUGUGUUGCAUGAUAUACCAUAUAAAGAGAUUGAUGGAGAAGUCAAAAGAACCUUCACGACCAAUAUCAAUGAAACUCUAGAGAUAAGCGGAGGAAUCGACAUGCAACGUAUCGAUGGAAAAACGGCUACAUUCGCCGUAUCCUUCUCGACGCAGCGUACUGCUAUGAUUAUUCAUUAA
Caenorhabditis remanei is the source of this 1002-nucleotide messenger RNA. RefSeq lists its product as uncharacterized. Lineage: Eukaryota; Metazoa; Nematoda; Chromadorea; Rhabditida; Rhabditidae. Gene Ontology annotation, molecular function: protein binding. Bases 1 to 1002 code for a protein of 333 amino acids. Gene Ontology annotation, biological process: embryo development. The record is from RefSeq and is a predicted model, not a curated record. The transcript has 3 exons.